AUGCAACCCCUUCUAACAAUCCUAACCGGAAGCUUGCUCGCCCUAAGCGUCGAAGCUCACAACGCCAUCUUCAAAAGUGUCCACUCGGUGGACCGCGAAUGCGUUCUCUACCUCCGGGACGGAACCUGCGGCAAGGGAGACUGCACCGUGCGGUGUCGCGGCUUGGUGGCCCGCUUUUGGAAAGACACCGUUGGGCGUCCGGCCGCAACGAUCAACCGGUUCUAUCGACCGGACCCAGAAGACUGUGGCUAUUACGAGCGAACGGAGCAAUGUCUGGGGGAAAUUUCCGCAGUGAUUCCGGCGGAGGACGCUUGCCGGAGGGCAAACUGCAGCGUCAGCUGCUACGAGGAUCAGUACGGCAGGGUGGACCGAUAUGGGGUGCGGUUCAUCCCGUUUACGGAGCUUCAGCACAAGCGGGUGGUUCGGGAAUGCGAGGCGAUUCUUGGGUUGACGACGUCGGUUGGGAUCGAGCACUGCCGGGAGUUCAAGUGUUUGUUCCGGUGCUUUUUGAUACGGGAAGAUCUCUACUCGGAUGCUGGUGGACCGGAUAUAGAGCGGAUGUCCGUGCAGUGCGGCGGACGGUACGGUGAUGAGGCGUUCCGGAGGCGGGCAAUGGAGUGUGUUUGGAAUCUACAGGCGCAGCAGCUUGAUCGGUGCGAGUUGGCCUACCGAGUGGCGAACGAUUGUGUCAACGGAGAGGUUGCGCUGUUGCCGAUAUUUUUGAACGUUACGGGUAACUUACAGUUCAAUUCUGCUUUUCGAGGGUUCACACGGGGACCACCACUGCUGCAGAGGUUGUCACUGCUUCAAAGACUGCCGCUGUUCCAGAAUCUACCUUUGUGGCUGACAACACCAGCUGUUUGA
Molecule: messenger RNA, 864 nt
Organism: Culex quinquefasciatus (southern house mosquito)
Lineage: Eukaryota; Metazoa; Arthropoda; Insecta; Diptera; Culicidae
Product: general odorant-binding protein 45
Exons: 1
Coding region: 1-864 (287 amino acids)
Biological process (GO): sensory perception of smell
Molecular function (GO): odorant binding
Source: RefSeq, a predicted model, not a curated record